UGGCAAAUUGUCAGACAAGGAGAAAAGGCUGAAGCUGAGGUAGUAGUGUAGAAUAGAAGAACAGAUAGAUAGACAAACGGGGAAAAUAGAAUAAAAAAGAAAACCACAGGCCACCCUUAGCCCAACCCCCUCAGCCCUUUGAAGCUCAGACAUCGAAGAGCGAAGAACGAAGAAGACAACUGUGGAAAAUAUAAAUAAAAAUUGUCUCUUUUUGCGCGUAAAAACACAAAAUUUUAUGCUCUCCCUCUCUUUCUGGGCGUAUAUAUAAUAUCUCGUUUGAUUUUUGAGAAGAAAAUUCAUUAUCUUGUUAUAUCUGCUGCCGAUGGAUCCCUUUGAUUUGGUCUCUUCAAUCUCAGUCCUCCGCGAAGGUUUUGGCUGAUUGGUGACGAUAUUUGAAGCUUUCUCCUUUCAAAUUUCUUUUCAUGCAUGUAGAGACCCUUUUUUUCUUUUUUUAAUUUGGAAAAGAUCUAGAAACUUGAAGAAUGAACUUUUCGGGAAAAGGGGCUCUUAUUAGUGACAAAAAACUAUCCUCCACGAAGAUAACAACUUUGAAUCCAAAUGCUGCAGAAUUUGUUCCUUCUUCUCUUAGAUCAGUGACUGGAAGCACUAGUACUGCAGAAGCAUCUUCAAAGUUCGCUGCCUCUGCCACUGCAACAUUAGGAAAAUCUGUACUUGAUAGGUCUGAGUCUUCUGUCUCGAAUAACUCAGAUGAAGAGGCCCACCAGUAUUGGCGUCAUCAACUACCUGAUGACAUCACUCCUGACUUUAAGGUUAUGGGGGAGGAUGAUCCUCAAGGAUUCAAUAGCCUAUCAUUAUCAAGUUUGUCACUAACUGAAGUCAAUGAAGCAUCUAGGUUUCCUGCUUCAAUAGGCAGUGGGUUUAUGCUGAAAGAUCAGAAUGAAUUAUCUCCUCAUCGUGUCAAUGGAAAUAGCUUUAAUGAGAAGAUGAGAUUUCCUGUUUCAUCCUAUGGCGAAAAUCUGUCCUCAGGCAGUUUCAAUAGUAUGUCAACUAAACCUUGGGACAAACAUAUUUUUAACAAUGACCAACUUCUUUCGAGUGUUAGGGAGGGAGCUCCGUACAAUGGGAAUUCAAGGCACAGUUUGCUGUCUGACUUGGUGAAUGAGCAGCAGUAUGUGGACAAUGCAGAUCCUCUUGACUUUUUGGCUUCACAAUUCCCUGGUUUUGCUGCUGAAAGUGUUGCAGAGGUUUACUUUGCCAAUGGGGGUGACUUGAACCUGACAAUUGAAAUGCUCACUCAGCUUGAACUUCAAGUGGAUGGUGGUUUGAAUCAAAGUAUAAAUUCAAAAGCUUUGUCAACUCCAAAUCUUAGUGCAAUGGAUUUCCCUGCUCUUUCAACAAUAGAAGGUCAAAAUGGCAUGACAAAGUUUGCUGGUGAUGAUCUCCAACAGAACAUCAGCCCUUAUAGAUCUUCUGAGAAAGACAAUUUACUUUUGUUCAAGUCUGGGUCUUCCUUUCCCUCUAGAGGAGCUAUAGAUUUUGCCGCAGCAGUUAGGAAAAUGACACCUCAAGAUUCUGGCAUAUGGAAGUAUGACAGAAAUGGUUCUGCAGAUGCAAAUGCUGGAUCAAGUAGAGGUUCACAUGUAUUAGCAAGCUCAUACAACACUGGCCAGGUAAGGGGGAUUUACAAUGAUAGGUUACAGAGUCGGGGAUCAGCUCGUGCAGCUCCUAGCUGGCUUGAAACUGGAGAAACAGUUGCAAAUAUGUAUUCUGAAAUGCGGGAGGAAGCUCGUGACCAUGCACGUGUCCGCAAUGCAUACUUUGAACAGAUUCAAGUACAAGACUCUUCUAGACCCUCUCUCUCAAGAAUUUAUCGCUUCCAAUGGGAAACUGUAGUUGCAUCUACUGUAUGGCCUCUCUUCUCCAUCAACUUUUUCCCAGCCCUUGACUGGAGGAACAACCCAAUUUCUUUCAAAAUUGGCAGUGUUCAAGGACUGCUUCUUUACUUUUAAGAUGAAUUAUGUAACUAUAUAAACAUUGGUUUACUGUUUUGAAUUUGAAGACUUUUGUCUGCUUGGUUUCUCAAUACACCUGGUCAGAAGGAUGUUUUGUCACCUUCUAGUUGAGUGAUCUACUAGGUGCUGGCAUGUAUUAACUUUUCCUAUUAAGUUUCUGUCUUUCCGCAAGGGGGACAAACUAAAUAUUUACCAUGAGUUUGCCUUUCGCCGUGAAACCUGACUCGUUGGUCUUUACAUUUUCUAGGAGGUUGAUAUUGUGCUCUUGUUGUACUCUUGUAAACUGACAGCAGUUGGUAGUGUCUCUUUAUGUAAAGGUUAUGUUUUCAUUCUACAUUGCAAGGGGCGAACAAGAAAUGCAAGAAACCCAUUUUGAGAGAAGGAAUCAAAAGGUUUCUAUGCUGUACAUAGUUGUUAGGUAUAGGUUGAUUUAUUACCUAAUCUUACUGUUGGUGAUGCUACAAUGGCUGAAAGGUGAAUAGUGAUAACUGUUCUACAUAUUUGAAGCGUAACAUGCUGAAAUCAAUGUGAACUAUACAUGCAUGAUGGUCUAUAGUGUUGAAGCUUCAUUCGAUCAUUGCUUGCAAGCCUCACCUUUUGAUGACUAAAUGAUAGAAUGAGGGUUGACAUGGUCAAUGGUAUCUUUUGGAAUAUGUCCAGUAUCGUCACUGCUGGCUAACAGUUCAGUUAAUUCUAUUUGAAAGUACGAGUUUUGUUUACCAAAUUGCAGUAUUCUUUGGAGCUAAUUGAUUUCCUUUAUAAUUUCUGUAUGCAC
This is a messenger RNA of Coffea eugenioides, 2748 nucleotides long. RefSeq names its product polyadenylate-binding protein-interacting protein 7-like. Bases 483 to 1970 code for a protein of 495 amino acids. The transcript is spliced from 5 exons. The record is from RefSeq and is a predicted model, not a curated record. Lineage: Eukaryota; Viridiplantae; Streptophyta; Magnoliopsida; Gentianales; Rubiaceae.